Ilyonectria robusta is the source of this 649-nucleotide messenger RNA. RefSeq lists its product as uncharacterized. The coding region runs from base 117 to 539 and encodes 140 amino acids. The transcript is spliced from 3 exons. The record is from RefSeq and is a predicted model, not a curated record. Lineage: Eukaryota; Fungi; Ascomycota; Sordariomycetes; Hypocreales; Nectriaceae.
AUAUGUUCUGUUGUUAGCCGCUCGCCAAGGAACGCCUUGUCCCGGGGCUGAUUGAUUUCGUCAACUGACACCUACAUGGGCGGCAUCUGACAGGACAUGUGCCGAGAUUGGCUGAUAUGGCAUGGAGUUUUUGGAGAGCUCGCCUAUCUCGAAUGGGAUUUCGAUCGGGCAGUUGGCCAACCAGCAGCCAUUGGGGCCUCCUAGUGUGUUCAACCCUGGCACUAGCCCAUGCCUGCACAGCUCAAAAGCUCAUGUUCGCCACCCGUCGCCCCUCCUUUGUUGGUCUUGGCUGGGGACUGUUGGACCAUGGGCCGAAUGUUUUAGACUCGGUUCGUCUCGUUGAACAAUCAAAGCCGCCGCUGCCGAAUCGAUACUGUGGUCACAAACGAGGCUCCAACCCCACGGUAAUGCAUGUAGAGCUAGAUCAGAGCAGGGGAAAGAAACUCUGUCGACGCCCUCCGGUCCAACACAGUGGUGCUGCGGGUUGUGCGGCCCCAUCAAGGGUGAAUCGCCUGGUCGUUAUCGAGCUGCUGGUUUGACGAGAGCUUGAAAUUGAGCGUUGGAGAGAGAUGAAUGAGUGCAAGUCGGGAUGGAGAGAUGGGUAGACCUGUCGUUGAAUUGCGUGUCGGAAAAGCCAGAUCGUUGUCUG